Molecule: messenger RNA, 1937 nt
Organism: Heteronotia binoei (common prickly gecko)
Lineage: Eukaryota; Metazoa; Chordata; Lepidosauria; Squamata; Gekkonidae
Gene: GPC1
Product: glypican 1
Exons: 9
Coding region: 1-1662 (553 amino acids)
Biological process (GO): cell migration; negative regulation of fibroblast growth factor receptor signaling pathway; regulation of protein localization to membrane
Cellular component (GO): cell surface; plasma membrane; extracellular region
Molecular function (GO): fibroblast growth factor binding
Source: RefSeq, a predicted model, not a curated record
AUGCCGCGCGGCUUCUCGUGGGGAUUUUGGCUGCUGUGCACCAUCGCCGCGUCCGCUUCGGCUCGGAGCGAGGGAGGCGGCAACAAGCCCAAGAGCUGCUCCGAGCUGCGGCAACUCUACGGAGCCAAAGGAUUCAGCCCCAGCGGCGUCCCGCAGGCAGAGAUCUCCGGAGAACACUUGAGGAUUUGCCCGCAAGGCUACACUUGCUGUACCAGUGAGAUGGAGGAGAACUUUGCCAAUAAGAGUAGAACUGAAUUUGAAGGCAUGCUGAAGGAAGCUACUCGCUCAGUACAAAUAAACUUAACAUCCCAGUACAAGAGCUUUGAUGGUUAUUUCCAAGAUUUGUUAAACAAGUCAGAGAAGGCCCUUUAUGAUACAUUUCCUGGUAUGUAUGGAGACCUUUACAACCAGAAUGUAAAGGUUUUCAAAGACUUGUAUAGUGAUCUCCGCCGUUAUUACCGAGGUGCCAACAUCAACCUAGAAGAGGCUCUCAAUGAGUUUUGGAUUCACCUGCUAGAGAGGCUUUUCAAACUGAUGAAUCCUCAGUAUCACCUGACUGAUGACUAUGUGGAAUGUAUGGUGAAGCACUCUGAGCAGCAUAAGCCAUUUGGAGAGGUACCGAGGGACCUGAAACUGAAGGCAACGAGAGCCUUCAUUGCUGUCCGCUCCUUUGUGCAGGGGCUUGGUGUGGGCAAUGAUGUUGUCAAAAAGGUGUCUCAGGUUCCUCUCAGCCCAUAUUGUACUCGAGCCAUUAUGAAGCUAGUGUACUGUUCACACUGCCGGGGCAUGUCAAAUGUCAAGUCAUGCAACAGCUACUGCCGCAACGUCUUGAAGGGCUGUCUGGCCAACCAAGCAGAUCUGGACCCAGAAUGGAGGAACUUGAUAGAUUCAUUGCUGCUGGUUGCUGAACGCUUUGAUGGACCAUCUAAUGUAGAAACAGUCAUUGGUACAAUUCACACCAAGAUUGCAGAAGCCAUUUCUAACAUGCAAGAGAACAAAGAAUCUAUAACAGCAAAGGUCUUUCAAGGCUGUGGAAACCCCAAACUCAACACAAAGCCUUCCAAUGUUGAAGAUAAGAGGAGGCGGGUAAAAUCUAUUAGUGAAGAUAAACCAUCAGUACUAGGUUUGGAGAAAUUAGUUUCAGAUGUGAAAGGAAAACUGAAGGAUGUAAAGGACUUAUGGGUUUCUCUCCCAGUCACACUUUGCAAUGAUAAAAUAUCUGGUUCUGUGAAUGAGGACAAGUGCUGGAAUGGAAUGACCAGAGGCAGAUAUCUUCCAGAUGUGAUGGGUGAUGGAUUAGCCAAUCAGAUCAAUAACCCGGAGGUGGAAGUAGACAUUACCAAACCAGAUAUGACAAUUCGCCAGCAAAUCAUGCAGUUAAAAAUCAUGACAAAUCGCCUGCGUAAUGCCUACAAAGGAAAUGAUGUGGAUUUCCAGGAUACAAGUGACGACAUCAGUGGCUCCGGCAGUGGCGAUGGCUGUCUUGACGAUGUCUGUAUCAAAAAACAGUCCAAGAGCUCUAGCACUUGGCAACCAGACUCACAUCCUAUGCCUAAGCUGUCAGGACAAGGCGUCAGUGGAAAUAGCAGCAUAGUCUUGCCUUCCUCCUUUCUUUUAUUACUUUCUCUGGCUGCUGUUGCAACACAAUACUUGUGGCGGUAACUCAUUUCUGUGGCCGUGAAAGAGACUGUGGUGGUUGAGGUCUUAACUUUGCCAAAAAUAUGGACUAUAUUUAAUUCAUCUUGGCAAAACAAGGGAGCUAAAGGUUCUUGAUUGUUUGUGAUAACCUGGCAGUGCUAGAACUGGUGUUUUUCUUUUGGUCUUUUUUGAAUGCUGGGCCCUUCUUUCUGUACCUCAUUUUUUAAAUGUCAUUAAUUUGCCACAGAAAGGCAUCUAGAGGUCUACAACAGACCUUGGCAUAAAGAUUUACUGGGGGG